Messenger RNA from Gastrolobium bilobum, 522 nucleotides. RefSeq lists its product as uncharacterized. The coding region runs from base 52 to 456 and encodes 134 amino acids. Lineage: Eukaryota; Viridiplantae; Streptophyta; Magnoliopsida; Fabales; Fabaceae. The record is from RefSeq and is a predicted model, not a curated record. The transcript has a single exon.
CUCUCUCUCUCUCUCGUCUUUGCAUUCCAAAAGAUUCUCUCAUUUGCAUUCAUGGCGGAAGAAGAAUUGAGUCCUGGUUCUCCUCACUCUCUCAAGAACAAACUCAGAUCCUCCCUCUGCUUAUCGUACUGCUUCCCUAACCGCCGCGUGAGGCCGAGGAUUGUUCGGAGCUCCUCGCUCCACAACAAGUCCCGCUCCACCGAUUUCCCGCACCUCAAGGAGAAGUGCUGCAACUUCAUCUCUCGGAUCGGCCGCCACCGCCGUCGCCACUCCGCCGACUUCCAGUACGACGCCCUCAGUUACGCCUUGAACUUCGAAGACGACGCCACCGACGAGAGGACCUUCGAUGACCUCAGGAGUUUCUCGGCGAGGUUGCCGGCGUCUCCGCCGUCCAAGGAAUCGCCGACUCCCGCGAAAACCGCAACUUCCGCCAUAGAAAUCGCCGCUCUUAGUUGAUCUAAAAUGUAGCAGCAGAUCUAAAAUGUGGAAAUAGUUUCGGUGGCGGUGCAGCCACCGUAGUAG